GCGGCGCGCGGCCGCGUCCCCGUGGCCGUGAAUGAGCGCGGGGGGCGGGAGCGGAGCGGGAGCGGGCGGGCCGCGCUCCCACCGCACCGCACCGCACCGCGCUCCCACCGCGCCGCGCUCCCAGCGCACCGCACCGCACCGCGCUCCGCCGCGCCCCACAAAAGUGCGGAGCUGCCGCGGCCGGGCCCAGCACAGCCGCUUCCCCCGGGCCGGAGGGGGCGCGGAGCAGCCGCCGAGCCGAGCGGAGCCGCUGCGGGGGGCGCUGCGCCGGGCUGGGUUUUUUAUUUCCAAUUUUUGAUCGCAGCUGCAUUUCCCUCCCCCCGCCUGCCCCCCCGCGCCGAGGAGGAGCCCCGGCUUUAUGUGGUGCUGCCCGGAGAGCGCUCGGCGGCCGUGAAGUUCUUUGUGUCGCCGUCGCUUUCUUUUUUUUUUUUUUUCUUUUCUUUUUUUUUUUUUUUUUUAAAUGUAUAACUUCAUGGGUCUGAACAGCACGGCCGUAGCUCUUCAGCCCAAUGUGUCCUGCACAUGCAACUGCAAAAGGUCUUUGUUCCAGAGCAUGGAGAUCAGCACUGAAUGUUUAGGUCGCACCUUUCCAGGUAAACUGGCGGAGUUGGAGUUUGUACAGAUAAUCAUAAUCGUGGUGGUGAUGAUGGUGAUGGUGGUGGUGAUCACGUGUCUGCUGAACCACUACAAACUCUCUGCGCGAUCCUUCAUCAGCCGGCACAGCCAGGGGAGGCGGAGAGACGAGAACCUCUCAUCAGAGGGAAGCCUGUGGCCUUCGGAAAGCACCGUGUCGGGGAACGGCAUCACAGAGCAAAUCUACACCCCGAGACCCAGCGACCGCCUGGCCGUGCCAUCCUUUCUGCAGAGGGACCGUUUCAACAGGUUCCAGCCAACCUACCCCUACAUGCAGCACGAGAUCGACCUGCCGCCCACCAUCUCACUGUCGGACGGCGAGGAGCCCCCCCCGUACCAGGGACCCUGCACCCUGCAGCUGCGGGACCCCGAGCAGCAAAUGGAGCUCAACAGAGAGUCGGUGCGGGCCCCCCCCAACAGAACCAUCUUCGACAGUGACUUGAUAGAUAACUCUGUGUACGGGGGGCCGUGUCCCCCCAGCAGUAACUCUGGCAUCAGUGCGACCUGUUAUGGGAGCAACGGGAGGAUGGAGGGACCACCGCCGACCUACAGCGAGGUGAUCGGGCACUACCCCGGGUCCACGUUUUACCAGCACCAGCAGAACAACAAUGGGAUGCCCUCGAUCUUGGAGGGCAGCAGACUCCAUCAUUCACAACUCAAUGGCCUUGAGAGCACAACCGCGUGGAACAAAGAGAAAGAGAAACAAAAAGGGCACCCCUUUUAAAAAAAAAAGAAAAAAAAAAGAAAAAAUUUAAAAAAGGAAAAAAAAUAGAAGAAAAUAACAAAGUAAAUGAAACACUCUGCACUUCUCAUUAAAAGAAAAAGGAGAGAGUGAGUUGAGGAAGAUGAGCAAAGAAAAAGAAAAAGCCCUUCCCCAUCUCUCCAUGUAUAAAUAUUUACUUGUUAUGUCUGGUCUGAAUGCACAAGCCUACCAAGCUUGCAGAAACAUUUCUUUAUUGAGCUGUGUCUAGACGUUUAAAAAAGGAAAAAAAAUCAACCGUAGUCCAUUAUUUUUGUUUCUAGUUGAGCUGUGUGUGAAUGCUUUUUUUGUUUGUUUAUUUCACUUAUCUUUAAAGACAAAAUAUUUGCACAAAAAACAUUUUGUUUAAAGAUCUGCAAUAUAAAUAUAUAAAUAUAUAUUAAAAAUAAGAGAAAGUGUAUGUGUAAGGAGCAGGAGUAUUUUUGUAUUAGAAGAGGCCUAUUCAAAAAAAAAAAAAAACACAAAAGUUGUUUUCUGAACUAGAAGAAAAAUGGCAAUUUUUUUGAGUGCCAACUCAAAAAGCGUGUAUUACAUUGUAAAAAAGAAAAAAAAAAAAAAAGAAAAAAAUCAAAAAAAUCAAAAGCAGGGGUUUAGAGUUAUUUAUAUAAAUGUUGAAAUUUUGCACUAUUUUUUAAUAUAAAUAUGUCAGUGCUUGUGUUGGUCAAAGCCUCUAUCAUGUCUACCAUGAACCUGUCAAGGGAUACAUGUCGCAGUGAAGAACAAAGUAGCUGGAAGGGGGUGGCAAGCGCUGCAGUGGAGCCGCCGGCCCUGGCGGAGCGCUGAGCCAGGCCGCGUCUUAUGCAAACCCUUCAUUCCCAGAGUCCCCGCCGACGGUCACGGCUUCAUACAUUCCCUACAAAGCAAGAGGAGUUGGUGUGUGUCUGUGUGUCAUCCGGUAAGAGUUUUUUGGAGUAAAAAGGUAAAAUGCAAAGCCUCCCCGCUUCUGAGAGUCAGUAACGACAGAAGCAGACAGAAAUUACUUGAUUUUUUUAUUUUGGACAAGCUCUGGCUUCUUGGAGGGGGGUGGUGGGGGUGAGAAUAAACUUCUGUGUCUGAAGGAACAAAAGUGUUUUUUGGUUUAUUUCUUUCCAUGUUCAACUGAAGGGGCUCUGUUGGGAGCCAAAGCGUUAAUAUGGAAGUUAAUGGGAGUAAAUGGUAACGUCCCCACGGGCUGCCUCUCAGCUGGGGUUUAAAUCUCGCAUUGAAAGUAAGAGCUGAAACGUGUGGUGGUGGUGAAAGUAAUUUUCAUUUUGUAUUAGACUCCCAAGCCUCUAUUUGGAAUUACGGGGCGCAGCCGCCUCGCAGCUCUGCCGGCCCCCGGGCUGCCUCUGCUCAUCGCUAUAUUUUACUUUAUUAUCCUGGCUAAAGAGGCAUCGGAUACAGUAGAUGGAUAUGAACCUGCUCCUGUGAUGUAUUAAUUAAAGGCUAAAGAAAUACGCUUAACGCUUUAGAAGCAAAACCCCCUUUACCUCUUCUGAAGACGUCCCCAUCCACCGCAGCACGGUCCCUCCCGCCCGGCCUUGCGCGUCUUUUAUUUGUCUUGGUUUUGGAAGCGUUUUUGUCUUACUAUGCUAUUGUUUACAUUUUUUUAUAUUGCGUAGGUGUCUGGUAGGUGUUUUACCCUCGCGGUGAAUUUGUAUGUGGUGGAGUGAGCGAGUGGGAAACCUGAGAGCGCGAGAGAGAAAGAAAAAGGGAAAUAAACCCCAUUUUUGGUCCCGUCUCCCCGGCCGGGUGAGCAUCUCUCCGAGUGAGGAAGGGUUGGUAGGAGAACCACAGAGAGCGAAGAUUUGACAAGGAGGCGUGAUUUAAUUUUCUGCAGGAUGCUAUCUAGUAGAGUGACAUAAAUGAAAGAUAUAAAGGCAAUAACUAUUGUAUUUAAGCAACUUUUCUAUUACUUGAAAAACAAAAAAUAACCAUGAGAACGGUUUUGAAGUUCUGACCAUUUGAACGAUAUUUAUAUAUAUUUUAAAGAAGAUGAUGAAUAGCUGAACUUGAAGUUUGGUCAUUACUUUUUGCCUUUUUUUUUUUUUAAUUUUUGCCUAGAAAUAGUCCUGUACCUUCUCAAUAUUUCAGGCUGCUUUUCCACAGCUCUUGAAAUCUUCAUAGCUUUACAGUCAUGUCACCUAAAUUUUGAUGACCUAAAAAAAACCACAAAAAAAUCAACCACACAAAGGAAUAAAUCUAGUUUGUCAUGAAAGGUACAAAAAUGAUGAAUUUAUACAAGUUUUUAAAAUGUAUCUUUCCUUUAUGUAACAUGUCUAUUUAGUGCCUUAUUAAAGAAACAGUAACCCUCCCUUUUUAGAGAGGGGAAAGCAAAAUCAUUAUUAGCAUCACAAGUAACCAGCGUCUGGUCUCUUGCUCCUUUGGACCUUGCAGUUGAGUUUUCCAGUCCCUUCUUUCCCGCGGGCUGUAAGGGAACUUGAACGCAUUUAUGCACAUUUCUUACGCGGGGAGAUAGGAAACUCCGGUGGAUAUUGUAAAUGAGAUACCAACCAAAAGAGAAACCGAAAUAUAAUAUCUACUGCCCUCUUGAGCCAAAAUGCGUGAAUAGUGUUGUUGGGGUUUUUUUGUUUGUUUGUUUUUUGGUUUGUUGUUUGUUUGUUUUUUGGGGGGUGUUGUUGUUCUGUGAUCUAAACUAGUUUGUUUGCUACAAAAAACCCUGGUUACCUCAGCAGGUUUUGGGUGGAAUACGCAUCUCACAUCUGAGCCUGAGCAGCGCACAGGGCGGCGUGGUGGGGAGCAGGGCUGGGUGGGUGACGGGAUUGUCUUGUCACCUGCCACCAAACCCCAGGGAGGUGGGCAGGGUCUGGAGAGGUGUGGAUGGAGGGGUAGUGGGAGAGGGUCUAAAACCCAGUGCAAUUAACCCAGCUCUCAUGCUUUGAAGUCCUCAAAAUUUCAACUGAUCCUCCUUUUUUCCCCCCUCAUUUUUGUUUGUUUUGUCCUGUUUUUCUCUCCUCAAUCCACUCCCUGUGUGAGCUUUUAUUUCACAAGCCUCACCCCAAGCAUCUGCAGCCGCGUGGUCAAUUUGUUGAGUUCCUGGGCCCAGUUUUAUUUACCUCUGUCUCUCAUUUGGGGAAUUCAAUGAGUGUGAAAUGGGGUGGCUCAGCAUCACCAAAUGUCUAUUGCAAAUGAUGCCUUUUCAGUUCAUGCCCUGCACAAACAAGGCCCGAGCGGCCCCCAUCCCCACUGCCCCUGUGGGUCCCUGGGGAGCGGCUGCAGAUGGGGGGAGCCCCGAGUCCCAGGCAGCGGGUGCAACUCAAGUCCGUCUCGACAGAGCCACGUUGUCACCUUCUGUCCUUUUUCUUCUGUCCUUCUGUCCUUUCUUCUGUCCCUCUGCUUUGCAGUCCCAAGAACUGUGUAUUGCAAGUGCAGAUACCAGAUCAGGGGCUCAGAUCAACUCCAAGUUCUGAAUGGGCGUUUAGAAAUAACGGUCUGUUCUUUUUGUUAUUAUUAUUAUUGUUGUCAUUGUUCUCAUUACUAUUUAAUGUUACUUUUUGCCUCGGGGUCCAUUUCUUCCCAGUUCCCACAUCCCGUACUGCCACCAAGGCAGAGCAUUUGCUUUGCACACCCUUGCUGAUGUCUCUACUCGUUUCCUUCUGACCUUUGUGCAGCUCAGGAGAGACUUGUACCAGAAGCUGGACCCUGGUCCUGCUCUGUAGGAGUUUCUAGCAUCUUGCAGCUGUCAGCAGAGAGGUUCAGGCCCCUUAAGAAUGAUUUAUUUUUAAACAAAUACAGAAGAAACACAGCAUUGCUAAUGCUUAGCAACCUCUUGUCCUAGCCUGCCUUUUUGCUCGGAGUUUUAAGAAUCACAUUAGCUUUAAAAGAGGUUGUUAAUCUUGGAGAGUUUCUUAGCUUACAGUACGGCAACCAGCAUCCUGAAAGUGCCCCCAAAUCUUACUGGCCUGGAAUGGGAACGUGGUUGUGUCGAUCAGGAUGGUGAGGAAGGAUGGGUUUUGUUUGAGUUUGACACUGGUAAAACUUGUGUUCAGAGCCCUUGGUUUCACUGGUUUGAAGAUUCAGCUUUACUAAUCCAGUGCAUUGUUUCCAUUGGUGUUACGAAAUUCAUUCUAUCUUAAGUGGGGGUAUAAGGAAAUCCAAUUGCUUUCUGGAGAAUCACCCUUUUUUAUGUGUAUUGAACUACGAAAUUGCACUAACUGCUAUAUUAAAAAAUAAAGAAAAAAAAAGCCCAACGUUUUUACUAAGGAUCGGGAAAAGACUGAAUCCAGAUGUGUAGCAUUAACAGUGCUAGGUGAGAACAGAAUGAAUUUUUAAUCUCUUCUGUCUCUCUAUCGCUCAGAGAUUUUCUAUGUACAACACAUAGCUACAAAAAUCGAACAGAAGUUUUCCAGAAACUCUGCAUCAAAUUUUUGCUGUACUAUAGAAGCUCAUGAAGGACAAAAUUGAAGUCCUAAUUUGCCUGCCUUAUAGACACAUUUCAUUGUAUUAAUAUUUUCUUAAACUUCCAGUUGCAUUGCUUUGCCUUUGGAGUUUGUUAUAGGCAGUCCUGUAUCCUGAGUUCUGUUCAAGUUUAAACUUAUGUAAACUAUUGACAGCACAUGCAAUGCAGUACUUAUCUAUAUUUUGCUGUUUUAGUAUGAAUAUGUACUCUGAUGCCAAUUUACAAAAAUCUGUUGUAAACGCUUAUUGUGUAACAGUAACCGAUAGUGGCCAUUAUAUGUCAUUCUAAAAGCUGCAAUACUUAUACAAUAAAUUUUACAAUACUUUGGAAAAUUUGCCUUCACCUUUUGCUUUGUUACCCAAAAAUCAGGGUUUGCCAACACCGUGUAAUUUCUAAAGCUCUUCCUAUUUUCAAAUACUGGAAAAUGAAUAUUCUCAGUUCUUGACAUUUGUGUGGUUUUUCCCCCCCUUCCUUGUUAAGUCGCCUUCUGAAUAACGGGCCGACCUCUGUAUUGCCAUGAUGUGUUUUUUCCCAUGAAGCUGUAGCUGGUUCCCGUGUAUCUGCAUGCUCAGUCUGUGUGUGCGUGCACAAUUCUGUUUUCUUUUUGAGUAGAUCAGGUGUCGCAGCUUUAAUCCCAGAAGAAGCAUUCCUGGUUUGCACCAGUAUGUCCAACACUUGCGAUCCUGCCUUUCAGCCAAGAACAUCACUGAUGGUCAGAAGGUCUUAACUUGAAUAACCGUCAAUCAACAAGAACUGUGUAGAUUGACUCAAAUCCUAAGCACAGAUAAUUUAUGUAACUUUCUCCUUUCUGAGACUGUGGUCAAAUUGCAGUGAUCACAUUAAAAUGAUUGAAAACUUUA
Columba livia (rock pigeon) is the source of this 6652-nucleotide messenger RNA. RefSeq names its product prostate transmembrane protein, androgen induced 1 (gene PMEPA1). Lineage: Eukaryota; Metazoa; Chordata; Aves; Columbiformes; Columbidae. Bases 461 to 1357 code for a protein of 298 amino acids. The record is from RefSeq and is a predicted model, not a curated record. The transcript has 5 exons. Gene Ontology annotation, molecular function: R-SMAD binding. Gene Ontology annotation, biological process: negative regulation of transforming growth factor beta receptor signaling pathway. Gene Ontology annotation, cellular component: early endosome membrane; Golgi membrane.